Molecule: messenger RNA, 864 nt
Organism: Alternaria conjuncta
Lineage: Eukaryota; Fungi; Ascomycota; Dothideomycetes; Pleosporales; Pleosporaceae
Exons: 2
Coding region: 1-864 (287 amino acids)
Biological process (GO): DNA catabolic process
Molecular function (GO): endonuclease activity; nucleic acid binding
Source: RefSeq, a predicted model, not a curated record
AUGGCAGAAACCUUCUUCACACCGGAAACCACGUCCGUCCUCGCAGAGAUCCUCGAACCCCAAUACAACGGCUCAGUUGGGCGCUCAGCAGCAUGGGCAGACGGAUAUGCGCACACAAGCGAAGGCCACUUCUCGUACCAGUGGCACUGGAUAGACACACACGACCGUCAACCUGAGAACUGCAGUCUAGACUAUGCGCGGGACUGCGCAAAGGGCGGAUGCGUUGUUAGUGCUAUUGCAAACCAGACGAGGAUACUGCGGGAGUGCAUAGACCAGGUGUAUACUGGUGAUUUGACGGGAGGUGCAAACCUGACUUGCUCUUAUGCGUUGAAGUGGGUUGCUCAUUUCCUGGGCGACAUUCAUCAGCCUCUACAUGCAAGUGGCCGACAAGUAGGAGGCAAUACGUACAAAGUGGUAUUUGGUGGCGCUCACACGCAGUUACAUUCUCAAAAGGAUGCGCUAACAAGCAAGGUCUGGGAUGGCUACAUACCCUACUUCGCGGCAAACGUCGACCAUCCCUUCUCGCACGAGUCGAUCGAUCCGUUCUUCUCUGGGCUCGUCGCUCGUAUUCGCAAAGAUCAGUUCUACUCCGCGCCGUACAUGUGGCUCUCCUGUACCGACCUUUCUACACCCGAGGAAUGCGCAACAAGUUGGGCGAAGGAGAGCAACAAAUGGGACUGCGACUACGUGUGGAGUCGCGUAACGAACGACACAGAUCUUGGGACUAAUGGGUAUGCUGCAGGCGCUGUGCCAAUAGUAGAGCUUCAGAUAAGCAAGGCUGCGCUCAGACUGGGUACAUGGCUGAACAACUUGGUCGAAGGGGCCAAAUCUGCUGUGGAAGAAGAGGAAAUAAUGGAGCUUUGA